Effrenium voratum is the source of this 450-nucleotide messenger RNA. The record is from the annotation of a GenBank genome assembly. NCBI's taxonomy places the organism in Eukaryota, Dinophyceae, Suessiales, Symbiodiniaceae.
AUGUGGCAAAUGCGGGACAUUCCAUUUCAGCGCUUCGACCAGUUGUACGAAGGUCCGGAGUUUGCGGACGCCCGCUUCGCCGAGCUGGUGCCAUGGGGCAGAGAUCAGACCUUCACCGGGCUGGCGCAUGGCACUCCGAGCCUCGGCGUGCUGGAGCAUCACGAGGGCUUCAUGCAGGCCUGCGCCGUCUGGCGAGAUGCCUGGCGGAUCAGCUUGAAAUUCCAAUUAGAUGGGGUCGCAGAUGGGCCGGGCAUGUGGUCCAGCAUCGUGGAGGGCAAGGAGCAGUGUGGCUACGGUGCUUGGGUGCAGGCCUGGGCAGAUAUUGAACUUCAUGCCCAGCUUUCAUCUAGCCACCAUCUUUGCAACUCCUUGCCCUCUGUGCAGGGCAAGCGGCACGGCUACUUUGCCUUGGUGAAAGAAGGCGCGCCUUGGCUUUGGCGUUCCUCAUAA